Molecule: messenger RNA, 1654 nt
Organism: Haliotis rufescens (red abalone)
Lineage: Eukaryota; Metazoa; Mollusca; Gastropoda; Lepetellida; Haliotidae
Product: beta-1,3-galactosyltransferase 1-like
Exons: 2
Coding region: 173-1390 (405 amino acids)
Cellular component (GO): membrane
Molecular function (GO): hexosyltransferase activity
Source: RefSeq, a predicted model, not a curated record
GAUACCUCACAGUCAGAAGGCUGGACACAAGUAGGCGAUAUAGGCAUUUAUAGACAGGUAGUCAUUAGGCUUGGACACAGACAGUUGAUAUAGCCUUUAUAGACUUUCAGGACAUACGGCAAUCAUAGUCUUUGACAGUGGAGGCAAGCUGCGGAACCUGUCUGGCCCGAGGAUGAUUGUCCUGCGUGUAAAAGCUCUGCAGACCAUCGCGGUGCUGUGUCUGAUUGGGGCGUUCAUCAUGGUGAUACUGUACUGUGUCAAUUCCAGCCACAAUCAAAGUGGCCUCCUACGGCACAGAAACUUCAAACCAUCAGCCAAAUUCCUCAAGGCUUUGAAUGUCAGAAAGAAAAAUCACGAGAAAAGAAGCAAAUUUCUGAAUCAUGUUAAGGCUGCCAUGAACAAGAAAAAGCGAAAAAAGAAACGAAUCAAGAAUGAAACAAAAGGAGGCGAAGCCAAUAUGGUCAGAAGAAAAGCGAAAGUACAGCUCAACCAUCAUGACUUAAAACUACAAACUGAAUUAAUAAAAGCAUUUGCACUAAAGGACAAUGAUGCCAGGCACCCAUUUGCAAAUAUGCAUCAGUUCAAUUACACCCUCAGUCCAUCUCAGUGCCACAAGAAACCUGUGUUUCUAUUGACCAUUGUUCACUCGAAGCCACAUGAUUUUCGGCAAAGGUUGACUUUCCGAAAAACCUUUGGUCAAAUCCAAUCAUCAUGGAAGAAGAGAAUUGUGUACGUAUUUAGCAUGGGACUUGUUAGUGAUCCCAAACUACAGCAGCUCAUUCAGAAAGAGGCUGCGACCUUUAAUGACAUCAUUCAAGGAGGGUUUGAUGACCUUGAAGAAAACCUGGCCCUUAAACACAUCAUGGGACUCCACUGGAAGAAAAAAUACUGUCGCCAUGCAAAAUUUAUUCUUAAAAUUGAUGACGACGUGUUUAUCCAUCCAUUUGGUAUCAUCAAGAAUAUCUUAGGCAAAUCCAAACGGAAGCAUUUCAUGAGCUGCAGAGAAGGAUCGGGGAAGGCUGUUAUUGAAAAAAUGAAGAAUCGAAAGCUUAGAGCAACAUAUCCCGUCGAUUUUCUCCCGAGCUUCUGUAAUGGGUACGCCAUUGUGAUGUCAUCAGACGUUGCUUCAGGGAUACUUGCAGCAUCAGAAAAAAUACGCUACGUCCCACUUGAGGGGUUGUUCAUAACUGGCGUGCUGAGACUUGUGUCCGGGAUUGGACUCAGUUCUACCGAAGUCAUCCAUGGAAACUGUCAUCCAAGACUCUUCACUGGCAAGGAAAUUGUUAAAAUCACUGCUCUUCAUUUGGCGGGGAAAUGUAAGAAUAAAAUGUCAAAACUGUGGAAAAGGUAUCAUAAAGUUUUUAAGGGUAAAAGAAAAUUGAAAGUUUAAAUUAAAUGUCUAUGUUUAAGUGAUGGUUUACAGUAAGUUUUGUUGAUUGAUUUUGUGCAAAUGAAGCCUGUUCUAAAUUCACAUGGAUGUCUGCCAUUACCAUACCGUAAAUAAACUAAUGUAAUCCCUACUCUUGCGUCCUGACUUUCACAAAUACAAUAUUAUAUGUACAGGCAAAGUUGUUUUUUUUGCAUACAACUGCAGACUUAGCAUCAGCACACCUUGCAAUGUAUUGAUUGGAAAUGAAUGAAAAAUAAAAAUAUU